CAAUAUUUCGUCUGAAAAUUAUGUCUGCAAAAUGAAGGGCAGAUGAACAAACGGUUUUUGUAAAGAAAUCUAAAUGGAAUUUGAACAGCUGUCAUAUGUGUAUGUACAUGACAUUGUAAAAGGGCAACCGACAUUCUUGAAUUGAACUAAAGGGGCAAUUGAAACGCGACAGUGUUCUAUCAUACAGUAGGCCUAUUACAAAGUCACAGACAAGCAGGGUCGGUCGUUUUUUUUCUGGCUUCAACUCACUCGUAAGAGGCGUCAGUUGGCCGACUAAAAAUCUCAAUAACAAUGUCGAGAAUAUCAACGUAAGAUUUCUCCGGCAUUCGAGUUUGCCAAAUCUCUCGCUCAUGUAUAAAGCAAUGGAUUUAUCCCCAGGACUGGGCUUCAUACCACUAGUCUGGGCGAUAGUGACAAUAAUUGGAGUGUUGUUUUGCUAUUUUUACUCGGUCAUAGUCGGUGAUGUAUACCCUCUAGUACCAUCCAUCAGCAACACUGGCACAAAAAGACCCGAAGGUGAUAUAUUUGCAGAAACUAUGAACGUAUCGUCUUUCGUUUGUCUCGUUAUCAUGUACAUACGGUAUUAUCAAGUCAGGUACAGGGUGCGUUCAUCUUACGAGAACGCUGAGCGAGUCAACUUGGUCUCCCUUAUUGUUGGAGUGGCGACCGUAUUUGGGAUCACCUUGGUUGCAAACUUUCCUUCAUCCGAGGUAUAGUUAGUAUAUAAUCUUACAUUAAAUGCGAUGUCAGAAACUUUGAGGCCCAGUGCAUAUUGCAGUAAAAAUUGCAAGUGUAUACUGACAGGCCUUAUAACACUUGAUCUCUAUACGUUUGAAAGAUGCCAUUUUAAGACCUGCCCAAGGUCUUAAAAUGGCAUCUUUCAAACGUAUAGAUCAAGUGUUAUAAGGCCUGUUUACACUUGCAAUUUUUACUGCGAUUUUCUUCUUCUAAUGCAUGUGAACGAGCAGAUGAAAACGAAUGUUCUGAAUACAUGUACCUUCGUCUCAACAUUCAUAACUCAUCCACUCGUUCAUAUCCAGCAGAAGAAAAUCGCACCUAAAAUCGCAGCAAAAAUUGAAUCGCAAGUCUGAACGGGCCUUUGGUCUCUCAACUGUUUCUGGCAGUACUCAGUAGGCAGUAUUUUACAAUAAGUUGUUUGUGCUUUUUGCAUGCUAAAAACGCGGUUGCUAUAACCAAUUUUUAUUAAACUUUUUUGCGCCUUCAUCGAACGCCUGAUAAAGUCGACUUGUAUUAUAUACUGCAUGUUAAACAAUCUCCGCCUUCAAUAUUUUAAUUGCAACAUUUUUCUAGAAAAGUACUAAAUUGUAAAACAUGUGCGAGUAAACACUACUUGCUACCUUCAAUUAAUUUGACAUUCCCUUCACUAAAAAUAAGGUGUAAUAAUGUAUAUGAACACAUGCAGUUCCCAUAUACCCUUCGCCAUUAUCUUGUUGCGCAUCUCAUCUAAUUGAUCAUGUGAACUUUGUCUAUAAAGCUGAAACAUUUCGUGUACGUACAAUGCCGCUGAUAGAAUGGAAUGAUAUUGUGUUUUCAAAUAAAUACAGCUGCGGUUAGGUAAUCGUGGUCAACGUGGUUGCCGAUAGAAAUAAUUAAUCCUUAAAAGUAUGUGUGAAAGUUAAUUGGGAUUUUAAUGAGAAAAGGAUUUUUAAAGGGAUUGUUCAUGCCAGAAACUUGCCUGCGGGUUAGGGUAAAACGCGGAUGCAGACGGACAAAUGAGAGGGUAAAAUGCGGACGGACGGAUGAGGGACGUUAGGGUUGGUGUUAUAACCAGACACUCUACUACUGGCUUUACACACUCGCUUGCUGCAACUACUAUAACUCAGCUGCUCGCGGUUAUAAACGGAAAAUGCAACAAAUUGCAGUCCAAUCUCAACUGGGUCACAAUUAGUGCACGGUAUAGAGAUCGAUACAACCAACUGAAUCGCGCUGCAGAACCGAACGAUGUCAUAUUCGCAGAUCCAACAAUGGGAAUAGACUGGUUUCACGACCGAGCAUAAUUUUGAUCUGCUGAGAAAGAAGGAAAGAAGAGCUUGAGUGACUUACGACCGUAUUCAGUCCAAAUUUGAGGUCUAAACUUCAAAGGAAACCGUUCAAUUAAUGAGUUCCCCCCAAUCCCAACUGAUCUUGAUAAUAACUUUAUCAAGUAUAUACUUGGUCAAAUUCGAUGAAACGAUAAUAUAACUAGUUUUUAUUUUAUGCUAUUCUUCACGUUUGUGAAAAAUAUAGGUAAUUCGAUAUCAUCUCAUGAUUACCAUUUUCGCCAAAUAAACCAAUAGUAAAUAUUAUUAAAUAUAGUUGGGCCAAAAAGCUUUUGGUUAGUGGGACGAAAAUACAAUAUGGACUAAAUUUUGGCAUAUAUUUCUCAAUCUCAACAAAAACAUAGAACCAUGCGGGUUGUAUAUGAUACUCCCAUUAGAUUUGUGCAGCAGACAUGCACGAGUGAGUUUUUCAAAGACGUUCAAAAUUUGACCACUAUAGUGACACACAAGACUGCCAAUCAACUGUAAUUAUUCAGCUGAGCAUCUCUCUAAUUAUAUAUUCAAUUGGAUUUUUCAGGAGACCACGACUUCUACCGUUCACGAUAUUGGUGCUGUUUUGACGUUCAUUGCAGCAUUGUGUUACUGUGCAACACAGACUUUCACAACCUGGAAACUUUAUUGUUUUAAUAUCGACGAUCGUUUAUCGUGGAUAUACAGACUGACCAUUACAUGUAUUAUGAUGACAGCUGGAUCAUUGUUCUUACUGUUCUCCUUGUUUGCUUAUGAAGAAUUCGAGGAUAGUCAUCCAACUCACACUAUCUUACAGUGGGACCAGAAAGAUGGUGGUUAUAAUUUACAUGUGUUUAGUAACGUCUCUGAAUGGAUUGGUGUUACUUGCUUUCUACUGUUCCUCGUCAGUUAUUUCAACGAAUUCCAGGAAAUAAACAUUGUGACUAACUGUAUUCCGAAAAGUUCUAAUUGCAUCGAAUCAGUGGAGUUAGAAAAACUGCAGGAAAGUUCGUAACUGCUUUAAUGUCCCUGGUGAAUACAGUGUUUAAAAAGGAAUUUUGAUGCUCAUAUAGUUACUGCAUGUAUUACAGUAACUACUGUAGUUUAAAGGGAUACUGCGAAAAUGGCUAGCUUAUCUCAAUAUCUCAUUUAACAGAACUUUGUUUCAUAAAUUAAUUGCAGUGUGAUUAAAAACAAACAUUGUGACAAUUACUCUAAAUUCAUUUAAAAAAUUUUAAGAAUUAAGCAACAUACGAGAAAACAUGUUUUCAUGCACAAAUCAUUUUAAAUUUGAAACAAGGUUACGUAAAUUUACCUUGACGCCUUUAAAAUCUUCCCUAAUGCUAUUGCCUAAACGCAUUGAGAAAUAUGACUCUCUAUACAGUCAUUUGUUGUGACCUUUUCGAGAUAAAGUAGAUUUUCCCAAUUCAUAGUACUCUCUUCACGAAAAUCUGUGCUGUAAAAAUAUAAUUUUGAACCGGCAGAGAAUUAAGAAUUGUAAGAGAUUGUUAUGAAACCUGUGGAUCUGGAAGCAACUAAAGAUGCUUUCUGUUGAAAUUUAUUAUGUUCACUGCAAAUAAAUGUGGUUUUGCACUUGAUAUUCAGUGUGUUAAACUUGAUUCUAUAACUGCAUGCAUGUAAUUACUUAAACGAGAU
Paramuricea clavata is the source of this 3665-nucleotide messenger RNA. The record is from the annotation of a GenBank genome assembly. Lineage: Eukaryota; Metazoa; Cnidaria; Anthozoa; Malacalcyonacea; Plexauridae.